Rhopalosiphum maidis (corn leaf aphid) is the source of this 1466-nucleotide messenger RNA. It is a transcript of the gene Snup, whose product is annotated as snurportin-1. Gene Ontology annotation, cellular component: nucleus; cytoplasm. The transcript is spliced from 7 exons. Bases 390 to 1370 code for a protein of 326 amino acids. NCBI's taxonomy places the organism in Eukaryota, Metazoa, Arthropoda, Insecta, Hemiptera, Aphididae. Gene Ontology annotation, molecular function: nuclear import signal receptor activity. The record is from RefSeq and is a predicted model, not a curated record. Gene Ontology annotation, biological process: protein import into nucleus; snRNA import into nucleus.
UUGAUUGUUGAUACAGGUAUAAUGAUAUAUAUAGAUUUUAGACUUGGGAAUUCCUACUCGUAAGAUAACACAAUUUUUGUACAAUAGUUCAUUCUGUUCAUAGUCACCAGACAUCUCUGUACAGUGUACCUAGUCCUAGUGCUUACUUUGAAUUUUGUAUUUGCUAAUUUAAUAGUUAUACUGCUUACAGUUAACUAAUAUAGCCUCUUGAAAACAGGUAGUUAAAUCUACCUGUCUCCGUAUCAUGGCUAUGUUUAUUGUUUAGUCAAAUUCUUAAGCUUUUAGUUUACAGUUAUUACGUGUUAUAUUAAAGUCAAGUCUUUAAAAGUAUACAAUAAUAAUAUACUGUAGUCAAUACUAAAAUUACUUACUACUGAUAAUCAAUUAAAAUGGGAACAUCAGUAUUAAAAUAUUUUAUUGAAAUCAUUAAAAAUCUUGAUUCAAUUGUACUCAUAAAACGUGAUCAACAAAUUAAUGAAAGAAGAAAUAUUAAAAAUGAUGCUGAUAAUACUUUUAUGGAAAUCGACGAAAGAAAAAAUGGAACAGUGGUGCCAAGUAAUGAAGCAUAUGAACUUGCAACAUCUAUGAUGUAUUCAGAAUGGAUGCUUGAAACACCUGAAGACAUUGAUAGUUGGAUUGCAGUAUUAUGUCCAGAAGGAAAACGAUGUUGUGUUAUUGCUCAAGAUAACAAAACAAAAACAGUUAACAAAUUUGGAACUACACUCAACAAUUUUCCAUCAUUAUUUCCUUAUGGAUGCCGUGUAUCAAAUAAUUGUCCAUCUCAUCGUAAACGUACAGUUUUAGACUGUGUAUAUAGUUUCAAGUUAAAAAAAUAUUAUGUUUUGGAUAUUAUUGAGUGGAUGGGUGUGCCAUAUACAGAUUUUGAUGCUGAAUUUAGAUUUUACUUUAUACAGAGUAAACUUAGUGAAAUACCAGGUAUCAAUGAAAAAUCAACGACAAAUUUUUAUCCGUUUGAACUUGCUCCACGAAUGGUUACUAGAGAUUUGUACCAGCAUCUUUUGGAAAAAUGUCAAUUUUUCCCUGAUAAUAUUGAAUUAGAUGGUAUUAACUUUUACUAUCCAGAAAGUUUGUACACUUCGGGUGAAACACCAUUAGUGCUUUGGCUGAAACCGUUCAUGAUACCUGAUGUCUUACAAAAGCCAGUCAAUGAUCAGUUAGCACAAUUACAUAGACCGCCUAAUUAUGUUAACGUAUUUGAAUACAGUCAAAGCUUGAAAAAGAAAAAUAGAAAAUUUAAGAAGAAGAAGAAUUCUAUUUCCAAUAAUGAUAAAAUGGAAGUAGAACAUUUAGUUGAGGUAGAAAUGGAUAAAGAUCCUGUCGUUGAAAAUGAAAUUUGUAUGGAAAACUGACGAUUGAUAUUUGAACCAAUAUAAUGUGAUAUUAUGCAUGUUUAAGAAUUGUUAUUAACUUAUUAUUCAAAUUUAAAAAUAAAACUAUUAGUUAAU